AUCUAAUCAAUUACCCCAUGUGAUUUUCAAAGACAGGCCAUGACACCAUGCCCCCACACCCCAUGUGACCCUUUUAUGUGCCUGCUCUCCCCCACUCCAAAUAACUUCACCAUUCUCCAUCCUCCCCAUCAUUCUCUCUUGACCUCUUUUGUGAAAUCCAAAUGGGAAAACUCCUAGGAUUCCUACUGCUCUUCUCAAGCCUCUGCAUCGGUUUUGUGUCUGCAGAUUGGAACAUAUUGAACCAGAAAAGGAAAAAUGGGGUGGGAUCUAGCUUGAAGAACUAUUGUGAGAGUUGGAGGAUCAAUGUUGAACUAAACAACAUUAGGGGAUUCGAAGUUGUGCCCGAAGAAUGCGUUGAGUACAUCAAGAAAUAUAUGACAUCUUCGCAAUACAAAGCUGACUCCGAGAGAGCGAUUGAGGAGGUCAUUCUUUACCUAAGCCAUUGUUGCACCUUGAAGGGCGACGGUAAAGAUGGAUGGAUUUUUGAUGUUGAUGAUACGCUUCUGUCCACCGUACCUUACUACAAGAAACAUGGCUUUGGGGGAAGGAAGCUGAAUGCAACCUCUUUGGAAGCAUGGAUGGGAGAGAGUAAGGCACCAGCACUUGAGCACGCAUUCAAGCUCUUCCACGAGAUCAAAGACAGAGGUCUUAAGAUCUUUUUGAUUUCUUCAAGAAAGGAAACACUAAGAUCUCCCACUGUUGAUAACCUCAUCAAGGCUGGUUAUCAUGGGUGGACGAAUCUGGUACUAAGGGGUCUUGAAGAUGAGUUUAUGGAAGUGCAAAGAUACAAAUCCAAGGCGAGGCAGCAUUUGACUAAUCAAGGAUACCGCAUAUGGGGCAUUAUCGGAGAUCAAUGGAGCAGUUUUGAGGGGCCUCCCACAGCAAAAAGAACAUUCAAACUACCCAAUUCCAUCUACUAUCUUGCAUAAGUCUCAAGCUAUAAGAGCCAUGUUCAUUUGAAGUGCAAGCUACUGUUUUUCUUCUAGAUUGCCCCUCACAGAGUUAUAUCUCCACCCGAUCUUGCACCUUCAUCUUUGUUCAAGUCCAUGAUUAUGAAAUAUCAUCGACAUCUAAAAAAAAUCCAAUGCUUUGUGUACUGAGAUUUUACCUUAAACCUAAUACCAUAUUGUUCAAA
Juglans microcarpa x Juglans regia is the source of this 1135-nucleotide messenger RNA. Its product is annotated as acid phosphatase 1-like. The coding region runs from base 162 to 929 and encodes 255 amino acids. NCBI's taxonomy places the organism in Eukaryota, Viridiplantae, Streptophyta, Magnoliopsida, Fagales, Juglandaceae. The transcript is spliced from 3 exons. Gene Ontology annotation, molecular function: acid phosphatase activity. The record is from RefSeq and is a predicted model, not a curated record.